GACCCGAGAAGUAAACACAAGUUUAAGGUCCAUACCUACUCCAGCCCUACGUUCUGUGACCACUGUGGAUCCCUACUCUACGGGUUGAUACACCAGGGCAUGAGAUGUGACCAUUGUAUGAUGAACAUCCACAACCGAUGUGUGUCUAACGUUCCCAGUCUGUGUGGAACGGACCACACUGAGAGGAGAGGACGCAUCCAGAUCACCGCAGAUAUCAAGGACAACAAACUCACCGUCUACAUCCAGGAGGCUUGUAACCUGGUCCCCAUGGACCCUAACGGUCUGUCUGACCCCUACGUGAAGCUCAAACUCAUCCCGACCCCAAGAGUGACACCAAGCAGAAGACCAAGACCAUCAAGUUGUAACCUGAACCCCACCUGGAAUGAGAGCUUCACAUUUCCUCUGAAGGACUCUGAUAAGGACCGGCGUCUGUCGGUGGAGAUCUGGGACUGGGAUCUGACCAGCAGGAACGACUUCAUGGGAGCGCUCUCAUUCGGCAUCUCAGAGCUCCAGAAACAGGGAGUGGACGGAUGGUUUAAAUUGUUGUCCCAGGAGGAGGGAGAGUACUUUAAUGUUCCUGUCCAACCAGACGGAGAAGAUGGCAACGAGGAACUACGACAAAAGUUUGAGAGGGCUAAGAUUGGUCCCGGUAAGAACACAGACGGCUCCUCCUCUAACUCCACCUCUAAGUACGAUAGCAACGGUAACCAGGACCGCGUCAAACUGACAGACUUCAACUUCAUUAUGGUGUUGGGCAAGGGCAGCUUCGGGAAGGUGAUGUUAGCAGAGCGUAAAGGAGCAGACGAGCUGUACGCUGUAAAGAUCCUGAAGAAGGACGUGGUGAUUCAGGAUGAUGAUGUGGAGUGCACCAUGGUGGAGAAGAGGGUCCUGGCCCUGUCCGGGAAACCUCCCUUCCUCACACAGCUCCACUCCUGCUUCCAGACCAUGGACAGGUUAUAUUUUGUGAUGGAGUAUAUCAACGGAGGAGACCUCAUGUAUCAGAUCCAGCAGGUCGGCAAGUUCAAGGAACCCCACGCUGUUUUCUAUGCUGCAGAGAUCUCCAUCGGCCUCCUCUUCCUCCAUUCCAAAGGCAUCGUUUACCGGGAUCUGAAGCUGGACAACGUCAUGCUGGAUGCAGAAGGCCACAUUAAGAUCGCGGACUUUGGGAUGUGCAAAGAGAACAUGUUAGACGGUGUCACCACCAAGACCUUCUGUGGGACCCCAGACUACAUCGCUCCUGAGAUCAUAGCGUACCAGCCCUAUGGGAAGUCUGUGGACUGGUGGGCCUUUGGAGUUCUGCUCUACGAGAUGCUGGCUGGACAGCCUCCGUUCGAUGGUGAGGACGAGGAUGAGUUGUUUCAGUCCAUCAUGGAGCAUCACGUCUCCUACCCCAAGUCCAUGUCCAAGGAGGCUGUCGCCAUCUGCAAAGGGUUGAUGACUAAGCACCCAGGGAAGCGUCUGGGCUGUGGUCCGGAGGGGGAGAGGGAUAUAAAGGAGCACGCUUUCUUCCGCUACAUGGACUGGGACAAACUGGAGAACAAGGAAGUCCAGCCGCCCUUCAAACCCAAAGCUUGCGGUCGCGAGGCAGAGAACUUUGAUCGUUUCUUUACACGCCACCCCCCCAUCCUGACCCCCCCCGACCAGGAGGUCAUCAUGAACCUGGACCAGGAAGAGUUCCAGGGAUUCUCAUUCGUUAACCCAGAGUACCCCGACAUGGACUGACCCAUCACAGCGCUGCAUUAGCUCCGUGAUCCUGCCCCUCUUCCAGAUCUCAUAUCAUUUCGUCACCAGGAUAUAGUUUAGGACCAAAGGGGUGUAUCCCAGUUGUCUCUCCUCCCUCUUGAGCGUGCACUUGUUCACUACUCCUGAGUGGCGCGGCCGUCUAGUGGCAUCUCAGUGCACGAAGCGUCACUACAGUGCCUGGUUUGAAUCCAGGCUGUGUCACAUCCGGCCGUGAUUGGGAGUCCUAAUAGGGCGGCGCACAAUUGGCCCAGCGUCGUCCGGGUUUUGGCCUGGGGGGUAGGUCGUCAUUGUAAAUAAUAAUUUGUUCUUUAACUGACUUGCCUAGUUAAAUAAAGAUUAAAUACAAAAAAAAAAUUAUAAACACAAAUAUAAAACAUUAUUGGUGUUAACCUGGAGUAGAGCUUCCAUUUACCACUCAUUUCCUUUCAAGUGAGGAAGUGUGUACUUUGGGAGGAAGAGAAUUGGGACAUAGCCUCAUCCCUACCCAUAUCUACUGUUCUAACCUAAACACAGAUCUAGGAUCAGAUUCCCCGUGCCCCUAGUCUACCCAUAUCUACUGUUCUAAUCUAAACACAGAUCUAGGAUCAGAUUCCCCGUGCCCCUAGUCUUAACUACCCAUAUCUACUGUUCUAACCUAAACACAGAUCUAGGAUCAGAUUCCCCGUGCCCCUAGUCUACCCAUAUCUACUGUUCUAAUCUAAACACAGAUCUAGGAUCAGAUUCCCCAUGCCCCUAGUCUACCCAUAUCUACUGUUCUAAUCUAAACACAGAUCUAGGAUCAGAUUCCCCAUGCCCCUAGUCUACCCAUAUCUACUGUUCUAACCUAAACACAGAUCUAGGAUCAGAUUCCCCAUGCCCCUAGUCUACCCAUAUCUACUGUUCUAAUCUAAACACAGAUCUAGGAUCAGAUUCCCCAUGCCCCUAGUCUUAACUACCCAUAUCUACUGUUCUAACUUAAACACAGAUCUAGGAUCAGAUUCCCCGUGCCCCUAGUCUUAACUACCCAUAUCUACUGUUCUAACCUAAACACAGAUCUAGGAUCAGAUUCCCCGUGCCCCUAGUCUACCCAUAUCUACUGUUCUAACCUAAACACAGAUCUAGGAUCAGAUUCCCCGUGCCCCUAGUCUACCCAUAUCUACUGUUCUAACCUAAACACAGAUCUAGGAUCAGAUUCCCCGUGCCCCUAGUCUACCCAUAUCUACUGUUCUAAUCUAAACACAGAUCUAGGAUCAGAUUCCCCAUGCCCCUAGUCUACCCAUAUCUACUGUUCUAAUCUAAACACAGAUCUAGGAUCAGAUUCCCCAUGCCCCUAGUCUUAACCUGAACCAUUACGGAGAUCUGACCUCUGAUCAGCGGUUAAAGACAACUUCUACUCAAAACAGAGCAGACGGACCCAUGUGUACGAAAUCCUACAACAACAAAAAAAUGCUGAAUCGAUCGAUUUUCAACUAAUCGCUAAUCAAAUCAAUGAGUUUACAUUCCCACCAUCAACCAAUCAAAUGACCUCCCAACUGUUACUGGGACCAAUAUUGAUCGACUGAUCGAACUGAUCGACUUUCUUACUGUUUAAUGAUCAAUUAGGGUGUUGCUGUUUUAUUUUUAUUGAUUAGGGAUCCCCCAUUAGGGAUUUAGAACUGUUAUGAAAUGUUAGCAUCGUGCUAUUACAACGAGGGAGGCCUCCUUGGUACUGUCACCACCACCACCACCUCACACACCAUGUUAUAUUACUGUCAAACUGUGCCAAAGCAGGGUCAGAGUUCAGGGUCCAGUGUCCUCCGAUUACGGGGAGACACACGGCAGCCAUUUUGUGCCACAGAGCCCAAACAACCCCACACCUCAGAAUAGCAUUCACUGCAACUGGAAACGCACGGACACACCAGGGCUCAUCUCCAAUAGUCUUGUCAACCCGGUCCAACCACACAUCUCUAGAUAUCGCUCUGAGACCAGGGCCCGUUCCCCAUAGUGACCUGCUAUUGACCAGGGAGGGCCCAUUCCCCAUAGUGACCUGCUAUUGACCAGGGCCCAUUCCCCAUAGUGACCUGCUAUUGACCAGGGCCCGUUCCCCAUAGUGACCUGCUAUUGACCAGGGCCCAUUCCCUCUAUAGUGACCUGCUAUUGACCAGGGCCCAUUCUCCAUAGUGACCUGCUAUUGACCAGGGCCCAUUCUCCAUAGUGACCUGCUAUUGACCAGGGCCCGUUCCCCAUAGUGACCUGCUAUUGACCAGGGAGGGCCCAUUCCCUCUAUAGUGACCUGCUAUUGACCAGGGCCCAUUCUCCAUAGUGACCUGCUAUUGACCAGGGCCCAUUCUCCAUAGUGACCUGCUAUUGACCAGGGCCCGUUCCCCAUAGUGACCUGCUAUUGACCAGGGAGGGCCCAUUCCCUCUAUAGUGACCUGCUAUUGACCAGGGAGGGCCCAUUCCCUCUAUAGUGACCUGCUAUUGACCAGGGAGGGCCCAUUCCCUCUAUAGUGACCUGCUAUAGGGCCCAUUCCCUCUAUAGUGACCUGCUAUAGGGCCCAUUCCCUCUAUAGUGACCUGCUAUAGGGCCCUGGCUCAGUAGAAAGUAGUGCACUGCAUAGGGAAUAGGGUGUGAUUUCAGAUGCUGUCUAGGAAUUAUCUGACCACUGCCAAACAGAGAUGUUGUUGUUUAUACUUGGGUGGUUAGUUAACCAGGGUGGUUAGUUAACCAGGGUGGUUAGUUAGUACUUGGUUAGUUAACCAGGGUGGUUAGUUAGUACUUGGUUAGUUAACCAGGGUGGUUAGUUAGUACUUGGUUAGUUAACCAGGGUGGUUAGUUCGUACUGGUUUAGUUAACCAGGGGAGUUAGUUCGUACUGGUUUAGUUAACCAGGGUGGUUAGUUAGUACUAGGUUAGUUAACCAGGGUGGUUAGUUAGUACUAGGUUAGUUAACUGGUUAUUAGUACCGGGGGACGUGUUCUGUAUCUGUUUAAGAGAGUUCUGAUUAUAUUACCAUGCUGUUAAAUGUGUCAAACUGGAAAAUAAAAGGGAAGGGAUUUUUUCUUUCUUGUGUCAAGAGUGACUGAGGAUGAUGAUGAUGAGGAGGAGGAUGACGAUGAUGAUGAUGAUGAUAGCUGAAUCUUGUUUUGUGUGUCCGCUGAGCUAAAGGCCUUAUCUGAACUUGGGGAGUUAACUCUACUGAAUGAUAAUGAUGAUGAUGAUGAUAGCUGAAUCUUGUUUUGUGUGUCCGCUGAGCUAAAGGCCUUAUCUGAACUUGGGGAGUUAACUCUACUGAAUUAUAAUGAUGAUGAUGAUGAUGAUAGCUGAAUCUUGUUUUGUGUGUCCGCUGAGCUAAAGGCCUUAUCUGAACUUGGGGGAGUUAACUCUACUGAAUUAUGAUGAUGAUGAUGAUGAUGAUGAUAGCUGAAUCUUGUUUUGUGUGGGGAGUUAACUCAAGCCUCUGCUGUCUUACAGGAAACGUACAGAGGUUUGUAACGAUGUAGGGAGAGGGGGUGUGUCUUGUACGUGUAAAUCUGUCUUCUGAUUGGAUAAUAUAAUAUAACUCAACUCAC
Molecule: messenger RNA, 5273 nt
Organism: Oncorhynchus kisutch (coho salmon)
Lineage: Eukaryota; Metazoa; Chordata; Actinopteri; Salmoniformes; Salmonidae
Product: protein kinase C beta type
Biological process (GO): protein phosphorylation
Molecular function (GO): zinc ion binding; diacylglycerol-dependent serine/threonine kinase activity; ATP binding
Source: RefSeq, a predicted model, not a curated record